Molecule: messenger RNA, 2796 nt
Organism: Trichosurus vulpecula (common brushtail)
Lineage: Eukaryota; Metazoa; Chordata; Mammalia; Diprotodontia; Phalangeridae
Gene: EPB41L4A
Product: erythrocyte membrane protein band 4.1 like 4A
Exons: 23
Coding region: 514-2568 (684 amino acids)
Cellular component (GO): cytoskeleton
Source: RefSeq, a predicted model, not a curated record
CCCAAGCCGCCCUGGUGGACUCACUCACUUGGGCCAGGUGGACCAGAUCUAGCUGUGCGACCUGGAAGUCGAAGGAGAGAAAAGAAAAAGGGCAGCGACGGACUCCAGCCCUCGUCUUUCCUCCUUCCCAAUUGCUAUGAGGCAUUUGUUUUUCCCAGGGUUGCAGAAGAGGCUUUUCUCACCCGUCCCCCCACUCCCCUCCACCUCCUCCCCACCCGACUUCAGAAGAGAGCUGCUGGAGACCCAGGAUGUGCGGUCAGAGUCUGUCUUGCCAGUCCAAUUCAGCUGAAGCUUCUGGGUCCCCCUAUUGACUUUUGACUCCCAAGGCGGGGAGGACCUAACCGGUCCUUGGGGCCUCUUGUGGACUGUGAACUGGAAAAUCCUCUUCGAGCUACUUGCUCCCUUUCCUGUCCUUGGCACUGGAUAAUACAGACCAGAGUCUUGUAGCGAGGGGGUGAUUCGGUAGCCUGCCUCUGUUUUCUUUCUUUCCUCCAGCAGACGUCAAAAGCAGACAUGGGCUGUUUUUGUGCCGUCCAGGAAGAAUUUUAUUGCGAAGUUUUGCUCUUGGAUGAGUCUAAGUUAAUUCUCACAACCCAACAGCAAGGGAUCAAGAAGUCAACGAAAGGUUCUGUUGUCCUUGACUACAUAUUCCAUCACAUAAAUCUAGUGGAGAUAGAUUAUUUUGGACUGCGUUACUGUGACAGAAACCAUCAGACGUACUGGCUGGAUCCUGCAAAAACCCUUGCAGAGCAAAAAGAACUAAUAAACACUGGCCCUCCAUAUACUUUUUAUUUUGGCAUCAAAUUCUAUGCUGAAGAUCCCUGUGUACUCAAAGAAGAAAUAACCAGAUAUCAAUUUUUUUUGCAGGUGAAGCAAGAUGUGCUACAAGGGCGACUGCCCUGUCCAAUCAACAUUGCUGCUCAGCUGGGAGCAUACGCUCUCCAAUCUGAACUUGGAGAUUAUGACCCAUAUAAACACACUCCAGGAUAUGUGUCUGAGUACCGAUUUGUUCCAGAUCAAAAGGAAGAACUUGAAGAUGCCAUAGAACGAAUACACAAAACUCUAAUGGGUCUAGUACCUUCUGAGGCAGAAAUAAAAUACUUGGGAAUUGCCAAAUCCCUGGAAAUGUAUGGAGUUGACCUCCAUCCUGUCUAUGGAGAAGGCAAGUCUGAAUAUUUCUUAGGUUUAACUCCUGUGGGUGUGGUUGUCUACAAGAAUAAGAAACUAGUAGGGAAAUAUUUCUGGCCGCGAAUUACAAAAGUUCACUUUAAAGAGACCCAAUUUGAACUCAGAGUGCUGGGAAAAGAUUGCAAUGAAACCUCAUUCUUUUUUGAAGCCCCAAGUAAAAGUACUUGCAAGCAUCUCUGGAAGGGUUGCGUUGAGCAUCAUACAUUCUUUAGAAUACCAGAGAAUGAAUCAAAUUCUUUGUCAAGAAAACUCAGCAAGUUUGGUUCCAUGAGUUAUAAACACCGAUACAGGACAGCAUUACAAAUGAGCCGAGAUCUUUCUGUUCCUCUCCCCCGGCCCAAUCAGAAAGUAGAAAGAAGUCGAAGCAAGACAUACCCUAAGAGAACAGCACAAAUACAGCCAUCAGGAUCAAACAGUAUAAACCAGGUUACUGCAAAUAUGGAAAAUGGAGUAAAUGAAGGAACCACCAAAAUUAUUGCACCCCUGCCAGUUAAAAGCUUUAAGAAGUCAAAAUUUGAAAAUAGCCCUGAAACCCAAAGAAGCAAAACAAAUGCACCAUGGGAGGAAAAUGGACCCCAGGGAGGACUGUACAAUUGUUCCAGUGACCGUAAUAAAUCACCAAAGUUCCCUUAUUCCCGGAGACGAAACCCAUCUGGCAGUAGUGACCAUGAGCCUGGACAGCCGAUUAGGAGAAGGAAAGCACGUAACAGUGGUGAAGACUCAGAUCUAAAGCAAAGGAGAAGGUCUCGCUCACGCUGUAACACAAGUAGUGGUAGUGAAUCUGAAAAUUCUAAUAUAGAACAUCAGAAAAAGAAAAACAGGUUAAGGCAGGAGAAUGGCAUGGUUGAUUCAGUGCCUCAGUGGGAAGCGGCAUUGAGGCAUCAGAAGGAAAAGAACGAAGCCAACCCCAAUAACCGGCGAUCCAGACACCGAUCACGCUCGAGAAGCCCAGAUAUCCAAGCAAAGGAAGAGCUGUGGAAACAUAUUCAGAAAGAACUUGUGGAUCCUUCGGGAUUGUCAGAAGAACAAUUAAAAGAGAUUCCUUACACCAAAAUAGAGACUCAAGGAGACCCAGUUCGCAUUAGGCAUUCUCACUCCCCUCGAAGUUACCGCCAGUACCGCAGAUCCCAGUGUUCGGAUGGAGAGAGAUCAGUUCUGUCUGAAGUGAAUUCAAAGACUGAUCUUGUGCCACCACUUCCUGUGACUCGGUCUUCAGAUUCACAGUGUUUUACUGGUUCUACUUCCUAUCAGAUCAGAAUCGGGUCUAAAGACAGCCUCAUACAAGAAAAAUCUCAGCUAUCUACAAGCAACUUGGAUGGAAAACACAGCACAAAGAUAAUAAAGACCAUACAAACAUCCCACUUCAAAACAGACACUUGAUCUGACAAACUACCAGUAUUGUUCCUUUGUAUCUGCAAAUUAUGCCAUUACUACCUUAAUCCAAUGCUACAAUGUACAAGAUCUUUCAAGUGUCAGUAUGUCUGGGUUUAAAGGCCUGAGAAAUUUCGAAGUUGGGAAGACUACUAUCAAUAACCAAGGCCAGAUGCUUCAGAAAUGGCCCUACUACUUCGGGGCUCUUCUCCCAACUUAAAACUGAACUCCUGAACA